Porites lobata is the source of this 1321-nucleotide messenger RNA. The record is from the annotation of a GenBank genome assembly. NCBI's taxonomy places the organism in Eukaryota, Metazoa, Cnidaria, Anthozoa, Scleractinia, Poritidae.
AUGUCCAGUGGCCCGAAGGGGAAACGACGAGAGCUUGACUUAAAAAAACGUUAUGAAGUUGUUAGGUUGAAAGAAAAGAACCCUCAUGUCAGCGCAAGGAGGCUUGCAGACCAAUUUAAAUGUGGGAAGACCCAGAUUCAAGCUAUCUUGUUGGAGAAAGAUGAGAUUUCAAAGGACUACGAGUCUAAUGUCAACGGCAAUAUCAAACGAGUAAGAGGAUCUCAACACGAAGAGAUUGAUAAAGCUUUGCUUGACUGGUUUUGAAAGGCAAGGUCAAAGAACAUUCCAGUUACCGGGCCCAUGUUGCAAGAAAAAGCUACAAGAAUUGAAGAGGCUUUAGAAGUUUUCGGCGAGCAAUUCAAGGCUUCAAACGGGUGGCUAGAUCGUUUUAAAAGGAAAACUGGCAUAAAAGCAAAGUUUAUUUCUGGAGAAUCAAGAGAUGUCAGAGAAGAAAUGGUGGACUCAUGGAGAGAAAGACUUCCUGUAAUUUUUCCAUGAUGGCACCCUCGCUACAUUUGGAACAUGGAUGAAACUGGCCAGUUUUUCAGAGCGCUCCCAAACAGAUCCCUGACUGAGGCUUCUCAGAGUUGCACAGGUGGUAAGAAAUCAAAAGACAGGCUGACGUGUGCGUUCUUCGUUAAUGCUUGUGAUGGGAAAGAUAAGCCUAUCAUCAUUGGCAAAUUGGCAAAUCCAAGAUGUUUCAGAGGUAUCCAGGACAGAUCACUACUACCAUGUGACUAUUUCAACCAGCCAAAAGCGUGGAUGAACAGUGAUAACCUGAUGGAAAUUCUAUCGAAACUUAGCCGAAGACUAAGCCAUGAGGAUAGAAGCAUAAUCCUGUUCCUGGACAAUCCCCCAUGCCACCCCGAAGACUUAGAUGAUAAGUUUGAGAAGAUAAAUAUCGUCUUUUUCCCAAAAAACACGACAUCUUGUCUACAGCCACUUGACCUUGGCAUAAUUCAGGCAUUCCAGCUCAAAUACUACAUUGUUAGUAAGGUGGAUCAAUGUAAUUCUGCUUGACGUUCUCCAGGCAAUAAGGUGGACCUCCAUGGCCUGGAAUGAUGUUUCAGAAAGUGCUGUUGUCAAAUGCUUUACUAAAGCCGGAAUGUUAGAUGCAGAAGGCAACGCGAAUGCAGUCAAGUGUAGCAACUCUGAAGUUGACCCAUUUGCAGAAUUACAAGACAAGUUUGCUGCUGUUGAGAGCUUGGUGAAAGAAACAAGGGAAGUCUCUGCAAUCUCAAGGAAAGAAACUGUAGAUGGCAGUUUUGAUCCACCAGUUUGCUUCAAACUUCCAGACAACUGGGAGGAUACAUUUUUUUGA